Darwinula stevensoni is the source of this 993-nucleotide messenger RNA. Lineage: Eukaryota; Metazoa; Arthropoda; Ostracoda; Podocopida; Darwinulidae. The record is from the annotation of a GenBank genome assembly.
AUGGCAGCUGCUGUAAAUCAUCAGUCGAGACGGAUUUGGCACAAGCUGAGAUUUGGCACAGUGUGUGACACGCUCGAGUUGAACGAUUGGACAGUGGGUUACGAUGCGAUUCGAGAAGUGCCCUUUGCCCACGAUGGCAGCAGCAACUUCAUCUCCCAUGAUGACCUUCAAAGCAUUACUGCAAAGAUAAACCUGGCCAAAGACCAAGGACUCGGCGGGGUGAUGGCCUGGUCCGUGGAUCAGGACGACUGCAAGCCCCUGUGCUACUCCUCCAAUUUCGUGCCCCACGGCGAUCCCCAGAUGGCUUGUGAUCGGGAUGAAGCCAUCGAGGAGCGACUGGGACGAGAAGAGCAAAAACUCCGAACGGAAAUGAAGCGAGCACCCCCUGCCCCUUCUUGCCCCGCUGUCUCGGCACAGCUUGCAAUCUUCGCGGCCGGGCAGCUCGCCCUCCUCGCAGCCUCGCCCUUCUUCCGCGUCUUCGCCUCUCGACUCGAGAACGGGUCCGCCUUCGAUCCUCCCCGCCUUCCCUCCGCCUUCGAUCCUCCUCGCCUUCCCAUUCCCUUCGAUCCUCCCCGCCUUCCUUCCGCCUUCGAUCUUCCUCGCCUUCCCUACGCCGUGAACGACUCCGACUUCCUCCCGGCAGGCACCCUCACAGUGUUUGACUUCGAGAUCGAAAUUCAGCCUCCAGCCGUCGACCCGCUUUUCGGAGAGGCAUCGGCUUACCCGCCUUCCUCGGACGAAGGCGGUCGCCCCAAGCGCCGGAAGGCCCUGCCCGACCUCGCCCCCCUCCAGAAGGCCUCGCCUUCCCUCACCGCCUCCCUCCAGAAGGCCUCGCCUCCCCUCACGGCCGGCGACACGAUGUUCUUCGCCGGCGAGGCCGCCUUCUUCCUCGGAUCCAUCUUCCUCCUCCUGCUCGCGACCCAGCUCUACUGCGAACGCCGGGCCGGCCCGGAUCGCCUCGAAGGCGGCUUCGUGCGGAAUGCCACCACGUGA